Anarrhichthys ocellatus (wolf-eel) is the source of this 4440-nucleotide messenger RNA. RefSeq names its product protein O-mannosyl-transferase TMTC2-like. Gene Ontology annotation, biological process: protein O-linked glycosylation via mannose. The record is from RefSeq and is a predicted model, not a curated record. Lineage: Eukaryota; Metazoa; Chordata; Actinopteri; Perciformes; Anarhichadidae. Gene Ontology annotation, cellular component: endoplasmic reticulum membrane. Gene Ontology annotation, molecular function: mannosyltransferase activity; protein binding.
CCCCGCUCCGCUCUCUCCACUGCCAAGGCGGAGAGAUGCGCACACCGAGGACACCGCAGCGAAGAAAUGCGCACAGCUCCGAGCCGAACCCGGCUAUAGCGGCACCUCCCAGCAACCCCGACCCGUCUCCCAACACCAUGGGUCACAGGGAAUAUGGCUAACUUUGACACACUUUGCAUGUCACGGGGAAAAAAUGCGGUCUGGAGCGCUGUGCCGCCGAGCGGCUGAAUUGAGAGCACAAUAACACAAGAGACUUGAGAGAAGGAGGGUGGGAGGAGGAGGAGGAGGUGUGGGGUGGGGGGGAGACCUGAUUCCAGUCAUUUCUAUCCCAGCUUCUCUCCCCACUUUGGCUUUGAGAGAUGAUCACGGAGCUGGUGUGCACCGCCGUGGCAGUGGGUCUCUAUCUGAACACGCUGGACGCGGAUUUCUGCUACGAUGACAGCCGAGCCAUUAAGACCAACCAGGACCUUCUUCCUGAGACUCCGUGGACCAACAUCCUGUCUGACGACUUUUGGGGCACCCUGCUCACUCACAGCGGCAGCCACAAGUCCUACCGUCCGCUCUGCACCCUCUCCUUCCGCCUCAACUACACCCUGCAUGCCCUGCGUCCCUGGGGCUACCACCUGCUGAACGUGGUGCUGCACGGGCUGGUCACCGCCCUCUUCACGGCCUUCAGUCGCCCGCUUCUCGGCGGAGGACUGUGGAGCCUGCUGGCCGGCCUACUUUUUGCCUCUCACCCGGUUCACACUGAAGCGGUCGCUGGUGUGGUUGGGAGGGCGGACGUUGGCGCCGCACUGUUCUUUUUGCUGUCUCUCCUCUGCUAUGCGAGGCACUGUGGACUUCGCAGGGACCCACGUGGGACUUUUCCGACCAGGCGAUGUGGCGGCAGCUCAGUCAGCUGGUGCUGGGGCUGGAUGCUGGGCAGCCUGUGGUGUGCGGCAGCCAGCAUGCUGUGGAAGGAGCAGGGGGUGACGGUGCUGGCCGUGUCGGUUGUGUACGACCUCUUCGUGUUCCAGAGACUCCGGUUGCGCCAGGCGCUUCUCCUCCUGCUAGGAAAGAAAAAGAACGUCAGUGUUUUGCUGAGUCUCGGCGUCCUGGCUUCCUGGGGAGUGAUCCUGCUGUCUGCUCGCCUCUACUGGAUGGGUAAUAAGCCUCCCAACUUCUCCAACUCUGACAACCCUGCGGCUGACUCGCCACAUUUUCUCACUCGAACACUAACGUUCCUUCACCUGCCGGUCGCCAACGCCUGGCUGCUCCUCUGCCCCGACAAGCUCAGUUUCGAUUGGUCCAUGGACGCUGUGCCCUUGGUCAGGUCCUUGGCCGACUGGAGGAACCUUCACACUGUUGCCUUUUAUGGUGGAUUUGUCCUCCUGAGUUUGUUUGGCCUCCGCGGCCCCACCUCCACAUCCAAGGAGACCAAUGGGAAAGCCUAUGUCACUAAUGGGAAAUCAAUCACCAAUGGGAAUGGUUACCAUGCCCCUGACACAAACCAUAACACAGACCAGGGGCCACCAAAGACCACCCUUAACGGGUCAGCUGGAGUCCACCACUUCCCUCCACGGACGUCCCUGCCCCCCACAGAAAACCUAGUACUAUUAUCAUUAGGGAUCGUCUCAUUGCCUUUCUUCCCAGCCACAAACCUGUUCUUUUAUGUAGGUUUUGUUAUUGCAGAGAGGGUACUGUACAUCCCCAGUAUAGGCUUUUGUUUACUGGUUGCUGCUGGUGCAAGAAACUUGUACGUCAGACUGAGGACUAGAGGCUGCAAGGCCUUCAUGUUGUGUCUCUGUGCGGGACUAGUGCUGCUGAAUGGACUCAGAACUGUUCAAAGAAACAGGGACUGGAGCAACGAGGAGAAUCUCUACAAGUCUGGGAUUAGUGUGAAUCCUGCUAAAGCCUGGGGAAACUUGGGGAACGUACUAAAGAACCAGGGCAAGAUGGCGGAGGCAGAGAAGGCAUACAGAAACGCUCUGCACCACCGAGGGAACAUGGCCGACAUGCUGUAUAACCUUGGCUUGCUGCUGCAGGAGAAUGAGCGUUUUUCUGAAGCACUGCAUUAUUACAAACUGGCGAUUGGGAGUCGGCCAACACUGGCAUCGGCCUACUUGAACACAGGAAUCAUCCUGAUGAACCAGGGCAACCUGGAGGAGGCCAAACGCACCUUUCUGACUUGUGCCGACAUUCCAGAUGAGAACUUGAAGGACCCCCACGCCCACAAGACCUCCGUCACCAGCUGCCUGUACAACCUGGGAAAACUGCUCCAUGAACAGGGCCAGCAGGAGGAGGCGCUGUCUGUUUAUAAGGAAGCGGUACAGAAAAUGCCCAGACAGUUUGCACCGCACAGCCUUUUCAACAUGAUGGGAGAGGCCUACAUGAGGCUGAACAGGCUGGAGGAAGCAGGUCGCUGGUACAAAGAGUCCCUCAGGGCCAAGCCCGACCAUAUCCCAGCCCACCUUACGUAUGGCAAACUCCUGUCCAUCAAUGGGCAGAAGACAGAAGCAGAGAAGUACUUCCUGAGAGCUAUUCAAAUAGACCCGACGAAAGGAAACUGCUACAUGCACUAUGGCCAGUUCCUGCUGGAACAGUCUCGUCUUGGCGAGGCGGCGCAGAUGGCGGAGAGAGCUGCAGAGCUGGACAGCUCAGAGUUUGAUGUGGUCUUCAGUGCUGCUCACAUGCUCAGACAGGCCAGUCUUAAUGAGGCAGCAGAGAGGCAGUAUGAGCGGGCAGCCAGCCUCAGACCAGAUUACCCGGCUGCUCUGAUGAACCUUGGUGCCAUCCUCCACCUGAAUGGGAAACUUCCCGAAGCGGAGGCCAACUACCUGCGCGCGCUCCAGCUCAAACCCGAUGAUGUCAUUACCCAGUCCAACCUGCGGAAGCUGUGGAACAUCAUGGAGAGGCAGGGACUCAGGAUCAAGCGUGGGCUCGGGAUGCAGAACAGCGGCCUUUGAACUGAGAAAGUUGCUCCACUGUUUCCCUUCGUGAUGCGUCCUGCAGGGAGUGAAGCAGGACGGGAUGAGAAAGAGCUGGAGGCGAAAAAAGCUCUCUCUACGAGACAACAAAGACUACUUCUUUAGAGAUGUGUCCCCGUGAUGCUUGUUGAAGACAGUUUGAGGCUUGGCAUGUUUGGGAUUCAAGGGUGUAAGAAGUCUGCCCAAUAAUACGUCACCACCAGCACUGUAUGGUGGCUCAAAUGACUCAUGUUACCUUUAUUAUUACAUUCUAAAAAGCAAUGCUUAAUGUCUUUAAAAGAUGCACUGAAAUCAAAGGCAAAUAAUUGCAAAGGUCCAAAAGAAAAAAAGCUCUCAAAGAUCAGAUGGUUAUGAUUUCACUAUCAUUAAAAAUCUGGGUAUGUUUUAAAGCACUUCAUUCGAAAGAGGAUGUAGAAAAAAUAUUUAAAUCUGCACUGAUGAAUGAUGCCAGCUGGUUUGUGUUGAAGGUGACUCCACCGAUUUUACACUGCGAGUACCACUUGGGAGUACCACUACCACACGUAAAAAACAUUCUUUUGUGGCUGCAGAGAGAGCUGCAAUGUCUGAUCAAUUUCCUCAAGUGAUGUCACUUGAGUCAGGGUCGUUGCCGCUACAGACUGCAAGUUCAAAAAUGAAUCGUGACGUUGGAAAGAAGUGAGCUUAACAGACUCCUCACCUCUGCUUGAGGGUAGCGGCUUGAAGCUACGUUAGCUGCUACAAGCACAACACGCCAGAAAUUCUGUCCUACCUGUCGGCGGUCACGUUGCAUUGUGGGUAAUGUAGGUGCUAGGUUUUGACAAGAAAGUAGAAUGUGCGAAAUAAAUAAAAGACAAAAUCUCUGGUUCUGCUGCAUUCAUUUGAUCCUCUUUUUCUUUUAAACUGUCUAUCGUGAGUCCAACAAUGUGGAGUACUCUUUUAUAACACCGUGAUUAAUUACCCCCAGGGUGCUCUCGCCUUCAACUUUUACUCUUAAUAAAUGCAUCACAUUAAAAGCAUGCUAGUGCUAAGGCAUCUUCAGGUACCACCCUUGAAUACAGUGCUUUUGAAUAAGUUGCUCCAACCAAUUAAAAGAGCAGGUUAAAGCAUAAUGCAUAUAGCCAAUUUACAUUCUGUUGUCUGAGUCACUGAAGAUUGUUCGCACCUGGUGCAGUGUCAAUGCUUUGUGACUGUAAACAUGAGAACAUGAGUUCAUGGGAAGCUUCCUCAGCGGUGCCAAAGCUUGUCCUGAGUCUUCACGCCUCUCGUGCCAAGCAAGAACUGAAAUGUGUCGUGUUCCUUGUAUCAAACGAAGAUGUUUCAUUUCACGUGAUCAAACUUUAUUUAUUAAUACGUGUUGUUUUGUGUGAAGAAGCCAACACUGUGCCGUCACUGUCACGGUAGCCACGCCCCCUCUGAUUUUUUCCACAUAGAUAGGCUACAGUAUGCAACAUUUUUUCAUGUGUAUUUUUCUUCUCUCUGCUCAGGGACAUCAGGU